This is a messenger RNA of Pan troglodytes (chimpanzee), 8342 nucleotides long. RefSeq lists its product as uncharacterized. The record is from RefSeq and is a predicted model, not a curated record. The coding region runs from base 1 to 489 and encodes 162 amino acids. Lineage: Eukaryota; Metazoa; Chordata; Mammalia; Primates; Hominidae. The transcript is spliced from 3 exons.
AUGAGGAGCCUGCCCAAAGUUGCUCAGCAAGUAACUGUCAGAGGCAGCUCUAGAUCCCAGGGGCUGACUCCCGAGUCUACGUUCUCAACACUGAAUCGGAGAUUUGGUUCCAGGCCUGGAGGGGUUCACAAUCUGCAGCUGUCACUGAAGAGGAUCUACAGGGCAAAACCCCAACCCGAAGGGCACCGGCACGAACUGGUCCAACGCGACGCAGUACACAGGCCUCUGCGUAAGGGGCGAGCGCGGAGCUGGUACCUUUGCCAGAGGUUUCCGCGCGGGGCUGUGGCGCCGACGGAUCCAUCCGGCCAGGGGGAGGGGCCGAGCCCGGCUGCACGUAACACCCGGAAGGCGGCGGAGGACAGCAAGGUGGCUGGCCGGCAGGCCAAUGGCGGCCAACGCUACUUCCGGCCGCCCUCCGAGCAUCGCUCUUCGGCAACCCGAAGCCACAGGAUGGAGGAGGGGGAUCCCAGCAAAGAUCCCAGUUUCUGACCUGUAGCAUGGUCCCUCUCUCUGAAGAACUUCCUGUAAUAUUUCUUGCGAGGAAGAGUUUGAAGUUUGAAAUCCCAGAAUGAGGAAAUUCAUCCAGCUUGGAGACUUCCAAUCCCUUCAUUGUGCAGAAGGUUGCUAAUGCUCUCAGGAGAAGCCCUUCACCAAGAGAAUACUUCCACAUAGAGUCCUCUCCAUUGAGACUAAGGAAACAUGCUAUGUCAUGUAGCCACAGCAGCCUUUGCAGCUGUUGAAGGCAGCAAGACUUGCAUGGCAAUCAGAAGACACAGAACCAAGAUUCAUGUCCAGUUAUAAGAUGGCAGAUGGGACACACACACAUCAGGCUUAGUGAGCAGCCAAUCCAGAGGGAACCAUACUCAGCCCUAGGGGCUGGGCGUGGUGGCUCUCACCUGUAAUCCCAGCACUUUGGGAGGCCAAGGCGGAUGGAUCACCUGAGGUCACGAGUUCAAGACCAGCCUGACCAACAUGGAGAAAUCCCAUCUCUACUAAAAAUACAAAAUUAGCUGGGCAUGGUGGUGCAUGCCUGUAAUCCCAGUUACUCGGGAGGCUGAGGCAGGAGAAUCACUCGAACCCGAGAGGCGGAGGUUGUGGUGAGCUGAGAUUGUGCCAUUGCACUCCAGUCUGGGCAACAAGAGUGAAACUCCGUCUCAAAAAAAAAGCCCUAGGAAUAUUUCUUCAAACAGAUGAAGCUAAUGAUAUCCCCAGUGUGUUUGAAUAUAUUGAGAGGAGAUCACACAAUAGGGACACUGUUUAGGGUUGAAUUAAUAGCAAGCAAAUGGGAUGCUAAGGAAAUGUAAAGAAUAAAAGUUCAAAGGGAAAACAAAAUGUUAUUCAAGAAAGUAAAAACAUCCAUCAUAACUUUUUUUUUUUUUUUUUUUGAGACAGAGUCUCGCUCUGUCACCCAGGUUGGAGUGCAGUGGCGUGAUCUCAGCUCACUGCAAGCUCCGCCUCCCAGGCUCACGCCAUUCUCCUGCCUCAGCCUCCCGAGUAGCUGGGACUACAGGUGACUGCCACCACGCCCGGCUAAUUUUUUGUAAUUUUAGUACAGAUGGGGUUUCACCGUGUUAGCCAGGAUGGUCUCGAUCUCCUGACCUUGUGAUCUGCCUGCCUCGGGCUCCCAAAGUGCUGGAAUUACAGGCGUGAGCCACCACGCCUGGCUCGUACACUGUUUUAUAUACCACUUGCAGUAUCAUGAUUGUAUAAAUACUAAAUAUCUGUUGAUCUAUCCAAAACUACAACAUAAGUAUUUUUGGAAGAUGGAGGAGUGGGUGCUGAGUGUGCAUGGGAGAAGGGAGGCUGAGGUGAAGGUGCGAGAGAAGGAGACAGUGAAAUAUUCAUCUUCCAAAUUGGAAACUCAAAUAGAUAAUGCCUAAACAUGAAAUAUCAAUAGAAACGUAAUAUUUAAACAUAUGAUGGUGCUUCUGGGAAAAAGAAAAGAGGAUGGAGAGGACUGUUUGUUUGUAUGUUUGUUUGUUUAAACAAGCAAAAUUGAUGAAAUUACGGGCUAAGCUGCUUUAGCAAAAAGACACCAAAAUACAGAAGCUUAAAUGAGAUAGGUAUAAGUUUCUCUGUUUGAUAUGAUCUCAAGAGAAGCAAUCUGGGUUGGAAAGUCAUCUUUAUGAUCCUCAAAACGUAGCUUCCACCUGUGGGACUGAGGCAGCCAUUCUAGUUUUGUCUUCCCAGCCAGAGGGAAGGAGGACAGGGUCAGGAGAGCACAUGUGCAUAACUGAUAGGAACAUGCCCCAGAAGGGCCACACAUCCAUCGGUCAGGAUGUGGGCACAAGGACCACAGCUGCAUGGGAGGCUGGGAAGCAUAGGAUCUAGCUGUUAGCCACGUGCUCAGCUAAGACACUGGAGCCCUGAUAUUAAAGAAGGUGAGGAAUGAUGCUAGUGCUCAACCAGCAGUAUCUGUCACAUCAGCUUUGCAGAAUCAUUUGAUUCUUUCAACUAGGUGCAUAUACAACUUCAAUACAAAUGAAAACUAAAUAUAAGACAUGGUUCUUAAAAAUCAUCUUUUGUACAAUUGAGGACACAAUCAAAACCCAGACACCAGGGUCCUGAAGCAGAAUGCAGGCAUCCUCAGAAGAGGCGGUGCUGAUGGACUGGACCCCAAAGAGUCCACACCUGCUUGGUGCCAUACCUUGGGUCCCUCCAGAUCAGGAUGCUCCCAGCAACUUUUCCAGGAUGGUUAUACUGCACAUGCUGCAAAGAUGAGUGGGCAUCCCUGCAAGCCUAUGGUUUUAGAGUAAAUGGUUCCAAAAGAAGGCAUGAAGCAGACCCAUAGAUGGAGAUUAGUGCAUAGGAGGUUUAUUGGGGAGUACUAUUGGGAUCAACAUCUGUGAGCAACGGGAAGGAAGCAGGAUUGAGCAGGGAAGAAAGUGGGUGUUCUGGAGCUGAGAUCAAACUUCAGAAGUGUUGUGGCAAGGGGGCCCAGUAUUGGUGAGUCUUUCAAUAUGACUGCUCCAAGAACUCACAGCUUGGGGGUGUAAUCUCAGGUGAAGUUGUUGUGUUCAGCCUGGGCAAUUCUGGAGAGGCCUGACAAGUGAGGCCUGCCCCAGAAGAACUCCUAGCAGCUCAGGGAACACAUUUUUCAUUCCUGAGAUGUUGCUUCAGAGCAUCUACUCUGUGUGGAUCCAAGGAGCUGCCUCUGGGUCUCUGGGAAAUCAGUCAUUUGAAUUUGGAUUCCAGCGUGUGGCUCUUACAUUUCUUUUUUUUAGGAGAAAUCCAGUAGUGGUGCUCUCGUUAUGAUGACAGAGGGGCUGGGAGGUUCCAGGGGCCCAGCAGGGAAGUGGCAGGAGUACAGCAGCAUACUGUGUAACCCGGGCUAGGUUUUGGACAGCUUUUGAAGAUUACAGGGAGAAGAACCUAAAAUAUAGGCAAACCAGAUGAUAACUACCCUGCUUUCAUCUGUGCCUCAGGGUGAUUAGUCAGCAUUUGUUGGUUAACAUGUCAAGAACCCUGUGAUUUUGUCAAAUAUAUAUUUGGUCUUUGACUCCAUUUUCUGACAUACAACUCCUAAAAUCCUUAUAAUCUCCAAAGUGAUAGUGUCUUUUUGUAUGCUUAUGAGUUGACUGGUGGCUGACAGCCUCUAUGUAGCUUCAGGACAGGGACUGGUCACAGGAAAGACCAAGGCAGCAUUAGAGGGUCGGGACUCUUAGCCCCCUACUCCCACCUCCAGGAACCAGAGAGGGUGGAAAGUUGUUGACCACCAAUGGCCAAUGAUGUAAUCAAUCCUGCCUACAGAAUGAAGCCUCCAUAAAAACCCAAAAGGACAGGGUUUGGAGAGCUUCUGCAUAGCUGAACACACGGAGCUUCCUAGAGGGUGGCGCACCCGGAGAGGGCAUGGAAGCUCCCUACCCCUUCCCCCGUAUCUCCCUCUAAGCAUCUCUUCAUCUAUAUCCUUUGUAAUACCCUUUAUAAUAAACCAGUAAACCUAUGUUUCCCUGAGUUCUGUGAGCCACUCUAGUAAAUUAAUCAAACCCAAAGAGGGGGUGGUGGGAGCCCCAAUUUGAAGUCAGUUGGGCAGAUGUUCCAGGGGCCCCAACUUGUGACUGGUGUCUGAAAGGGAGAUCAGUUUAGGGUACUGAGCCCUUAACGUGUGGGAUCUGAGGCCAUCUACAGGUAGAUAGCCUCUGAAUUUUUUUUUUUUUUUUUUUUGAGACAGAGUUUCACUCUGUCGUCCAAGCUGGAGUGCAGUGGCUUGAUCUCGGCUCACUGCAACCUCUGCCUUCCAGGUUCAAGCGAUUCUCCUGCCUCAGCCUCUCAAAUAGCAGGGAUUACAGGUGCAUGCCAUCACGCCUGACUAAGUUUUGUAUUUUUUAGUAGAGAUAGAGUUUCUCCAUGUUGGCUAGGCUAGUCUCACACUCCUGGCCCCAAGCAAUCCUCCCCCAAAGUGUUGGGAUUACAGGCAUGAGCCACAGAAUUGAAUUGAAUUAGACACUCAGCUUGUGUCUUCUGCUUGGUGUCUGGGGAAACCGCCACAUUUUGUCACUGAAGUCUUCUGUGUUCACUAUUUUUUUUUUUUUUUUUUUUUUACGUAAGAGCAGAGGAAAAACUGUGUGAGUUUAAGUAGUUGACUCACAAACCCUAAUCUUAAUUUAGGUUCCAGAAUGGCCCAAGGCAAAGGUUUUAAAUAGUCCUUCUCCAUCUGCCCUAGAGGGUUUAUUUGUUAUCACAGGGGUUGUUAGAAGGAAAUUUUCAUUGGAGAAAUGAGUGAUGCUAAGGCAUGUAGUUGGCUGAAGAGACUUCCACUGGCACCUCCUCCCUUGAUCUGGCAAACCCAGGCCACCUUUGGAGUGACAGAAUCUCUCUUUAUGGAUAGAAUUCUGUCCUAUGGUCCCCACCUAAUGGAGAGCCACCUAUGUCAUCUCUGUCACCUACUCUGAUGUUAAAAUUUUGUUGUGACCACAACAAAGUAAAUAUUUCCUGCAAGAUGCUUUCCAAAGUACCUAAAAAUACAAGAGAAUGAGAGGAGGAGGCUGCAUGACUAUUUUUGUACUUACCUCCCAAUAAAUGUUCGUGUGUAUGAGGCAGAAUUUGGUCUGAGACUUGCUUUCAUUUAAAAACAAGUCCUGGUGAGGUAGUGGGAGGGAAAGGACCUAGACCUUCACCUCCUUCUAACUGCUAGAGGCUACCAAUAUUUUUCAAAAGAGCCUGAUAUUUGUGAAUGGCUAAAUAAGCCCAGAGAUUAAGAAAGUAAAUGAUGCCUGAUAUUAUUGCUGGUUACAUGUUCCAACAAUCUGAACAGUAAAGAUACCUGAAAAAAAUGAUGAUCAACACAUUGGUUUAGUGCAGUGAUUGAUCAUAAAAGAUAAAUGAUCCAGCUGUAGAAAUUGGGAAUAUGAUAUAUGAUAAUGAUAGCAAGGCAAACCUAACCUGAUUAUUCUAGAUAUUCAUUUGUCAUUUACAUGGUGUCUACUACUGGACUUGGCUUUGGGCAGGCUCAGGCUCUAGAAGAGUCUUUCAUGCCCCCAAUGAUCUGUGGCAUGGCUAUGGACAAUCCCUUGGUUUAACUCCUAUGUGUGAAAAAUCUAGAGGAUUCUAGUGGCAGAACAUACAGAAAAGUAAAUCCAAAAUCUAAUCUUGCUUGGAUUUAUGUGGUUGGAAGCGGGGAGGUUUGGGAAAUGCAGUCAGACAAAAAUCAUCCCAUCUAAAUAUUAAGUGCAAGAGAAUUAAAAGGAGACAGAGAAUAGAAACCACUGUCAAUAUGUUGCAAAUCUGACAACUCUGGGAUUAGACAUGAUUUUCCCAUGUUCCCUCACACAAACCCUCCAUUCAGGCCAGGCCUUUGUUCUUUCUAUCCCCAAGAGCUUGCCCACCAAUUUACACCUUGGCUCAUGAAACCUAGGUUGCCCUCCUCUAUUCACAAACUCUCACCACCCUUCAGCUAUCCCAUCCUCAUGUAUAAAAUGCCUCCCCAACUCCUGUUAGCCAGUGUUGAUCCCUUCCUGUAAACUCUCUUAACUUUGCCACUUAUAUAUUUCAUACUUUUUCUUCUUGAGAUUCUAAGUCCCACAAACAUUUACUGGGGCGGACCUUGUAGUCCUGUGAGACUAUGGACGGAUGAGGACUGUCCAUGGUUAGACAUGAUUAGUGAACAAUCCUAUACUGGGAAAACACAUGCUUAAAUGGGACAAUACUGAAGUAUUAUUUGCUUCAUUCUGGACUUCUUCCCUUAAUCUGCAUUUUUUUCUGGGCAAAAGGCCAGAAUGGCCCAAGGCAAAGGUUUUAAAUAGUUCCCAGGAAGCCACAGACUGCAAAGGCAUCCUACUGAAGGGGCCAUGGUGUUCAGAAAGGUAGAUGUCCUCUGGGUCUUGCCCUGACCCCAAGCACAAGGUCUUUCCCCUUCUGGAGUCCCUGCCGGGUCUCUGCUCAGACGUGGUCUGCCCUGCAGCUGUUGGGCUGGGAGCUGGAGGGCAGGCAGGCAAUGGGUGGAAAUCAGGGGAACGUUUCUCUUCAAAAAGUGCUGUUUGAAGGCAGAAACCAGCUUGUGCACCUUUCUUAAGGAUUCAGGAUGAGGAUGUUGGGAUUUGAGAAGAUAGAAAGAUCUAAGUCAAAAGCCAUUUGAAUAAGGUAGAAAUAUCUUUCUUCUGAAAGGAGGCUAAACAUAGAGACAUACCCCCAAAGACAUGAGAAAAUGAGAGUCUUUAUACUUGGUGAAAACAAGAAAUGAAAGAUGAUGGAAAGAUGCAUGCAAAUUAUCUUCCGGCUUGCUCUUUUGAAGAUGCUCGUCUAAAAAUAAGAUCACGUGGGGGAGAAAUGACAUGUCUGGUGCUGAAAACAACCCUACUGGGACCAGGAGAUGUGGAGCAAAAUGUAUUCAGAAAGAGACUUUGCUCUGGAAACCAUUGCUCACUGCCCUUCUGCCAAGGUCACAGAGAGCUGGAGCUUUGCUGCUGCAAAGCUGUUUACAUACAAGGAUACACAGGAACGAAAGGUCAUGGGAGGUACUUGAGCCUGGAGUCUCCAAAGUCAAAAGACAAUAAACACACCAACUUUCAGGGCUUUUAACAAGCACAAUCGGGCCAAACAAAUUCUCACUUUGGAUGUAGAUCCACAACAUCUUGCAGCAGAUGGAAAUAGGACUGGGGCAAGAGUUGGUACAAACAGAAAUACUAAGUUUAUCACGACCAAAAUAGGCAAUGGAGGGUAAAAGCCCGAACCCUACUUCAAAUAUAUCUGAACUGGUGUUAAAACUAAGCUAGCAUUGAAGAGAGGGAUAAAAUUCAGGAGCAAGUUUCCAAAGAGACUCAUAAGAACCCAGAGAGAGGAAAAUCUUUUUCAGAAAAUUCAUAAAAGUUAAUGAGUCGCCAUUCUGAUGUAACGGAGAGAACUUCAGUAAUAUGACCAGUGAUGGAGUUGGUGUGAAAUGCAUAGACUCCACUAUGACCUGACCGGGUAUUUCCUCAGCAAAUAUUUGGGUAUAUUUAAUUGAAAUGCAUUUGUGGCAAAAGUCAACUCCUACAAAAAAAUCGUUAAAAUAUUCUUCCUGGAAGUUGUCUCCCAAAGUGACUCACAUCAAGUAGUCUGAAUAAAUAUGGUGAGACUUGGCACCCUCUGAGGCAUCAUUUGCUAGGAAGAAAAUGCUUUUGAAUAUCCUAGAACUCUUGGAAAACUUACAGAACCCUUGGCCUCAUGCAAGCCCAUUGUCCCUGUCCAACACACCCCCACAUCCCCUUUCCCUCACCAUCAGGCACGAAAGUCCUUCCUAAGUCGCAAAUGCAAAUCUAACUGACUGGCUUCCUUCUUACAGACCAACCACAGCUACUUGUCUUUGAAAUUCAACUUCAAGGAAGACAGAAAAGUCUAUUUUUAAUCAGAGAAAAACCUCAAAUUGAGUGCAAAUUACUGCCUAGGCCCUGUUGAAUGCAGACUAGAAUCACUUUUGAGAUGAUCAUUAAUUUUAUGGAGUGAUAUACACCAGAAUGAACUUCUAGCCUGCUUUAUAAUCAAUCAGUUAAUCAACAAGUCUGAGUGGAGCGUGUAUGCUUUGCGUUAUCUGCAGUGCGGCCUGAGGUUAUGGGAGAAAAAAAUGGCACUGUGUAUUGCUUGAAUGCUCAGGGCUGCGUUCAACUAAUUUUAACCAUUGAAUCAAAAUGAUCAGGUAGAGGGCAGGAAAUGUAGAAUGGCUUGAACAACUACCUCAUGAAAACAUCCAGUAUGCGUUUGUAAUUCAGCAUCUUUAAAUGUCUCUUUUGGCAGUAUUUCUUUACAAAUGUGGUAAAGCAUGAUAUCUUUGAGUAAAUUUUUAAACUUCACAAAAGUUUCUGAAAAAAAUAUGUACAAUCAAAGAAAAACACUUGGAAAUAAAUUCUGUCUAUAGUUGAUGCACAUUU